AGGGAGGGGAGGGCGGAUUGGGCGUAGCCAGGCUACGGUGGUGGCUCUGCCUGGCCAAUCGGCGCCCCGCAGCAGGCAGGACUCCAGCCAAUUGUGGCUUGCAGUUCUGCUCCGGGGCAAAGCUGGGUGGGCCCGAGGCCAGAAGUAGAGGCCCCAAGGAGUUGAGGGAGGCCCCAAGUCAGCUUUGGUGGGUCGCAACGGUGCUGACGUUCCGGGGAAGUGGUCGUUGAGAACCUGCAGCUGAGGGCAUCAUGGUAGGAGGCUUGAAGAGGAAAUACUCGGAUUUGGAAGGGGAGGAGGAGGAUGAGAAGUGGGACUGGAGUCCAGCUGGCCUUCGCAGCUACCAGCAAGCCCUUCUUCGCAUCUCCCUAGACAAAGUCCAGCACAACCUGGGUCCCCGAGCACCCAGCCUGCGAAGGCAUGUCCUCAUUCACAACACCCUCCAACAACUCCAGGCUGCACUUCGCCUGGCUCCUGCCCCAGUCUUGCCCCCUGAGCCACUCUUCCUGGGUGAGGAAGAUUUCUCCCUGUCAGCCACCAUUGGCUCUAUCCUCAGGGAGCUAGAGACCUCCAUCGAUGAGACCGAGCCUCCUCAGAACCCAGUGGUUCCUGCAGGCCUCCAGAAUGAAUUGCCACCCCAGCCUGAUCCAGUCUUCUUAGAAGCUCUGAGCUCCCAGUACUUGGGGGACUCUGGCCUUGAUGACUUCUUUUUGGACAUUGAUACAUCUGCAGUGGAAAAGGAGCCUGCAUUGGCCCCGCCGGAGCCUCCUCACAACCUCUUCUGUGCUCCAGGGUCCUGGGAGUGGAAUGAACUAGAUCACAUCAUGGAAAUCAUUCUUGGGUCCUAAAAUUUUGAUGGAUGGGGAGGAAUCCUUCUACUCAUCAGCCUUGGUGGGCUGGAUCCCUGUAUGCAACUUUAAUUUGGGUGGAGGCUCUAUGCAGUGUCUAUGGCCUCCUCUCCUCCCAUUCAGGGUUCCACAAACUGUCUUGCAUGUGUGUGUCUGGUGACCCCAGCCUUCUGUGAAGGUGGGUCUUCCUGAAUUAAUUUAUCUGUUCCAAAUGCCUUAACAAGACUCUAUUUCUGGGAGUCUGAUUUUCCAAUUACAUGUUUCUUUUGCCUUUCCCUUCAGUUUCUGCUCCCCUUGUGACCACUGGGGCCUCAGGGAAGAUAAAGAAAGCUAGGCCUGUCAAAGGAUGACAGGGAUGUGCUGCCAGGUUGCUAUGGAAACCCAGGCUCUGCCUCUUGCACCUUGAGGGAGUGGGAGGAGCUGGUCUCCUCCUCCCAAGCUGAACCCCACUUCCUUGGCAGGACCCCAGUCCCAGCAGCCUCCUGAUUCAUAACCAGGCCGGACCACGUGCAAUAGGGUAGAAACCAAACUGCUCCAUGAUGCAUUAUUUAAAAGAAAGGCAGGGUUUGUGGUGGCUUUUUUGUUGUUGUUGUUUAUAAUUUUUUUUUUUAAUAAAAGCAUUUUGGAAGGAG
Nycticebus coucang (slow loris) is the source of this 1480-nucleotide messenger RNA. RefSeq names its product SERTA domain containing 3 (gene SERTAD3). Lineage: Eukaryota; Metazoa; Chordata; Mammalia; Primates; Lorisidae. The transcript has 2 exons. Gene Ontology annotation, biological process: positive regulation of DNA-templated transcription. Gene Ontology annotation, cellular component: nucleus. The record is from RefSeq and is a predicted model, not a curated record. Bases 252 to 848 code for a protein of 198 amino acids.